AUGAACGUGAGUGAGAAAUGUAACACCCUGAAGAAAUCGGCAUGCUGUUUCAACUGCUUGCAGAGAGGUCACCGCACGAACGGUUGCACUUCAACGCACAGCUGUCGUGAAUGCGGCAAGCGCCACCACUCAUCGCUUCACACCAACGAAGUUCCCAGCUCCAGGACAUCAGAUUCGGUUGUCACAACCGCACCGAAUGCCGCCAUUGAAGAUACACGACCACCUCGCAAGGAUUCCGAUGUCGGUAACCAAGUUGACACACCCAAAGUCGGCACUGGUACGACCCUCAGCGUUAAUGUCGGAUGUCAAACGAAGCAAAAACUGCUGUCUACUGCGGUGGUGCGGGUCCGUGGUUUCAAUUCGGUUGUGUACCCCUGCCGGGUCCUGCUGGAUUCCGCAUCGACAGAGCAUUUUGUCACCGAGCGAUUCGCUAACUUGGUCGCUCAGAAGAAGGAACCUGUUGACUACACUGUCAGUGGCCUCAACGGGACGAACACAAGAAUCCGUCGUUUGGCACGCCUGACAAUCGAAUCCCGCACCGGAGAUUUCCAUGCUGAUUUGGAAUUCCUCGUAGCACCGAGGAUUACUGGUGACAUCCCAGAAAGGUCUUUCAGCGUAGCAGCAUGGCCCAUUCCUGUCGACGUCAAAUUGGCAGACCCGCAGUUCAACCGACGAGGACGCAUCGACAUGCUCGUUGGUGCAGAAAUCUUCUGGGACGUUGUGAAGAGUAACCAGCUGAAGCUUGGAUCGAACCUGCCAUUACUCACCGACACCGAGUUCGGUUGGGUCGCCGGUGGAAUAGUUCCGUCUGACGCGCCUGUGAUCGCUCGAUCUUUCUGCCAAACGGCCGACGAAGACUUGAGCGAAAUUCUACGAAGCUUCUACCAACUUGAGGCUUGCGAUGAGAUCCAGCAUCGGAACCAACUAUCCGACGAGCGUUGUGUAGAGCACUUCCGUGAGACCCACCAGCGAGAUCAGAACGGAAGGUAUUACGUGCGCCAUCCGUUCAACGACAGGAAAAAUGAGCUUGGCGAUUCCCUUCCUGCGGCGACGAAGAGGUUCUUCUCGCUGGAGCGACGGCUGGACAGGGAACUAGCAAUCAAGGAACAGUACGCUAGCUUCAUGCGAGAAUAUGAAACCCUCGGCCACAUGAGCGCAAUAACGGUGAACGAGAAUGAGGCGCCGAACUCCGCUUACUACAUACCACAUCACUGUGUAGUGAAGCCUACCAGCACCUCGACUAAAUUAAGGGUCGUUUUCGACGGCUCUUCAGCGUCUUCUUCGGGAGUGGCAAUCAACGACGCCCUGGUGUCAGGACCGAACAUUCAAAACGACUUGUUCUCUAUCCUGUUGAACUACCGAAGCUACAGGUACGUUUUCACAGUAGACGUCGUCAAAAUGUUUCGACAGGUAGGCGUUCUUCCCCCGGACACUCGAUACCAAAGAAUAGUAUGGCGCUACGAUCGGAACGAGUCACUGGUGGUGUACGAGCUUUCGACGGUCACCUACGGGCUGGCAUCGUCGGCCUUCCAAGCGACUAUGGCACUCCGCCAGGUCUCAGAGGAUCAUCAGCACGAAUACCCUCAAGCGGCUAGGGUAAUCAAAAAGAGUACCUAUAUGGACGACGUGAUUGGUGGUGCGCAUACCAUCCAGGAAGCGUGCACAUUACAGCAAGAAGUAAGUGGAUUGUUGGCGAAAGGCUGUUUCGGUACGCACAAAUGGUGUGCCAAUCGGCCGGAAAUACUGCAGCACGUUGAAAAGGAACACCGUGGCACGGACUUCAAGGUAGGUGACGCGGACUCGAUCGUUACCAAAACCCUUGGUGUCGUUUGGAAUCCUCUAGACGACUGGUUUUCGUUCUCUGUCGUCCCUGGCAACACGGAAGCUACAACGAAAAGAAAAAUCCUCAGUGAAGUUGCGAAGAUAUACGAUUUGCUGGGUUUGGUUGGCCCGGUAAUCACUGUGGCGAAAUUGAUUCUCCGAGAGGUCAGCGUACUACAAGUUGACUGGGACGACCCCGUCCCACAGGACAUCAUCCACAAGUGGCGUUGCUUCCGUGACGAAUUUAGUUGCUUGAACAGCCUACGUGUACCCAGAUGGAUUUCAACGGAAGGCGUCACAUCCAUUCAGCUACAUGGGUUUUCGGACGCCUCAGACGUGGCUUAUGGGGCAUGCCUCUAUACUCGCGUCAUCCAGGAGAAUGGCACAGUUACCAUGCAUCUGAUCUGCAGCAAAUCCAGGAUUCUUCCAAAGAAAACGGGUAAGUGCAAGCCAAUCACUACUCCUCGUGCCGAGCUGCUAGGUGCUGUGCUUCUGUCAAGGCUAACGGCGAUGACAUAG
Molecule: messenger RNA, 2340 nt
Organism: Aedes albopictus (Asian tiger mosquito)
Lineage: Eukaryota; Metazoa; Arthropoda; Insecta; Diptera; Culicidae
Exons: 1
Coding region: 1-2340 (779 amino acids)
Source: RefSeq, a predicted model, not a curated record